AUGCUCUUGACAGCACAAACCAAAUUGCAGUUCAAACCUGAAGACCAGCCCGCGAUGGAUCGUAGACUUCGAAACUACAGCUUCAAAAGUCUCCCGGCUCCCAAGAAAAGCGCCACGGCAUGGCUGCGAAGACAUCCGAUGGAGUGCAUCGUGUGGGCUGCAGCGCAAGCCAGGGCAUGCAUGACAUCAGAUUCAGAGGACGAGCUAAGUGAUGAGGAAAGCGCAGAUGACGGAGUAUUGGCAGCGACAGACAAAGAACAGAUUCGCGCGUUGUGCAUGGACGAGGUACUGGACGAACGUGAUGGUUCACCUGUCGAAGUGAGUGUGCAGGGUGCAACGGACGAGACUGAGGAUGAUUCGGACGCGAGUAGUCAGAAUGACCAGACCAUCAGUGCAUUGAGACGAGUUAUGGAGCAGUGCUCUCAGACGUCCCUCCGACACCGCCAAGUUUCAGCCAUGUUGCAAGCGCGACUCAGCGAGCGAGACAGACAGAGGCAGGCAGAGGAAGCGGUGUACCGACGCAGACAGGAAAAUCUCUUGUCGAAAGGAGUCGCACGCGAACAUGUGGCCCUACUUCCAAGGGAUACAUCGGAACCCAUGCCGACACAAAUUGAAAAUGAUCUGACAGCCUUCAGGCAGCAGACUCUCCAAGAAGACUUGAAGAGAAAGCGAGAAAGAGCACUUGCCGCCUUCCAAACACCCUGGCUACUAGAAAUGGAGCAAGAACUACACAAGCUGACCAGGACCCUAGAGAUGUCAGACAUGAAUCAGGAGAGAAGGACGUCUAUGGAGGCCUAUCGCGAGGUCUUGCAAGAUAAGCUGAGGCAGUUUCACGAGAACUAUGGUACGGCCGGUUGCCAUUUCGCCCUGGAGCAACGAAAGCGAUCAUGCGUCACCCUGGGUCUCCUGAAGAAAGAGCAAAGGUUUCUUGUCACCAGCCUCUUCCAAGUCCUGCCGACCGAAGACGAGUCGGGCGAAUCUUUCAGAUCGGAUGGUCACAGAGAUGGAAGCACCACCCACAAAGAAUCCUUGGAUGCGGCACCUUCAAUUACAGGCACACUUGCAGUCACCUCAGUGCAAGGCACCACCUCAGAGAACGAGAUUAGCAGUGACGAAGACGUCUUCAUAACGCCAUUGCCGCGCUCGCAAACGUCCAGUACAGCCCCUCCCAGGUGUCACCGACGAGCCACUACCACUGACUCCAGGAAGCGAAGGGGUGCCUCCUCGAGCCAGCAAAGCAAGAGAAUCAAAACAUUUCGUCAAACAAACAAAAUAGAUAACUAUUUCUCAAGUCAAAAUUAG
This is a messenger RNA of Porites lobata, 1302 nucleotides long. The record is from the annotation of a GenBank genome assembly. Lineage: Eukaryota; Metazoa; Cnidaria; Anthozoa; Scleractinia; Poritidae.